UUUGAACACACACGUCACACACUCUGCACGCUCAUCCAUACACUCUCAAACCCACUCUCUCACUCACGCCCACAAACCCAGACAUAUACAGUCAGCACACACUCGCCUCGGCUCUCAGAUCUCAUCCACCCGUCGGUGUGUAUGAGUCCCUGUGCAACACGCUGAGAAUCACUCCCUCACACACUACGUCCGUCACUGGCUCCUUGGCUCUGACCGGAGAGGAGGAUUCUCCUGUAUGGCCUGUGACUCUCUGCUCUAACUGAAGACUACCACACAACACAGAGCACAGAGACAGGGAAGAGGAGAGGGAGAGAAACGCUACCCCCCUCAGAGAGAACAAAAACCAGCCUGACGGUGUGGCAGCAGCAGCAGCAGCAGUAGAAGAAGCCUUUGUCUUGUCCAGCUUGGUCCACAUGCUCCCCCCGUAGAAAGAAGAGAACAGAAGAGAGGAGAGGAGAGAGAGAGCAGCUCUGAGCACUGACACAUUGACCUACUCUAGCAGGAAGAGAACAACGUUUGCUGUUUGCUGUGUUUCCCUGUGUGGAUUCAGAUUCAGUACUUGGACAGCUCCGGAGCGCUCCGCUCUCCAACACAUUCCUGUAGUAUAGUAUAUGUGAAGUCUCCCUCGUCGAGACCCCAUUCCCAGGGGCAGCCCUGGACCCCCAGCCCCAGCCCCCCUUGGCUCGCUCCCUGGCUCCCUGCGCCCCUCUCCCCCUGGGGACAGUGGACAGCAUGGCCAGCCUGGAGCACCAGUGGGAGAAGCAGCUCUUUGAGAAGUUCUGGAAGGGGACGUUUAAGGCUGUGGCCACACCGAGACCAGGGAGCAUUAUCGUGGCCAGCAUCACCGCACGGAGGAGGGUAAUCAGCACUGAGACAACAACAUGCCAGCCACUCAAGGCUGAUGGGAGGAAUGCCGAGGCAGCAGACACCAAGUUGGACACAACCACAGACAGAAAUGGAUGCAUUAGAGACAUGGGAAGACGCAAACAUGGCAGCUAUCAUCGGACGCGGAGUGUGUUGUUUGAUGACGAUCUUUCCCCUCGGCCCCACGCUUCCAAGGGGAAGAAGAAGAGGAGGAAAUCGGAGAGAAAGAGGAAGAGGGAAAGGUCUCCGUACUACAGUCUGUCUCCGGUGAGGAAGAAGAAAAAGAAGAAGAGCUCUAAGAAAAGCAAGAGCUCUAAGAAAAGCAAACGCCACAGGUACACCUCUAAAAAGACAAAGCACAGCUCUUCUAGUUUGAAACAUAAGAGGAAGGAUGAUCGAAAGCACAAAAAAAGUUCACGGAGGCACAUGCACCGGAGACGACGCUACCGGAGGUCGGAGUCUGAGAGUUCCACCUGGCGCUCCUCCAGCACCGAGAGCAGACGUCAUCUGCACAAAUCAGUGGAUCACCCUGCGUUGGGAGGCCUAGCAGCCCUGAUGGAGGACCCUGGUACAUCACUGGACCACGGAGGGUUUGAGUGGGAGCCGGCCGCCAAGUCAGUGUGUAAAACAACUCCAAUCUUUCGCUCCGUCCUUUCUACCAGCACCGUCUUACAGUCUAAACCUGGCGGUGAGGUUUUAAACACGACAGUGAUUCUCCGUCACACUUUGUCCAAUCAGAGCAAAGGACCACAGGAUUACGAUUCCGGGAACGACACGUCUUCCCCACCAUCGACCAAAACCGUCAUUUCACAGUCAAACGUCACCGGCGACAAAAAGGUCCUAUGCCGUGCGCCGGCUUCACCGGAGAAACUGAGGUUCAGGGAGGGAGGCAACGCGUCCGACUCUGGGAACUCUGUGACCAGCUACGCUUCCCUGUGUAAACCUCUGCAUGUGGAAGGUGGCUUGCCUACUGCUACUUUCAACGGGAAUGGCAAGAGUGACCCGUUGAAGACUUCCGGAUGUGGGGCCAAGGUGGGGAGACCUCAGAAGACUGCCUCCAUCUCUCCGUUGAGGACGGUGGCCUCUUCACGUAAGAGGGCUAAAGCCAUCUCCUCCAGCAGCAGCAGCAGAAGCAGGAGUAGAUCCUCUGGGAGCUCCAGACACUCUGGACGCUACUCUCGAAGCCGAUCACUGUCAUCUGCCAGGUCAUACUCCCGUUCACCGAGCUACUCAGCUGGUUUGAGAAGGAAAGGAAGUGGUAGGUCCAGAGGAAGAUACUCCAGGAACAGUGAAGACAGGGUCCGAGAAAGGAAGAGGGACCCCAGCUCCUGUGAGAAGGAUGUGAAACACAGCAGUCGGAAGCAUAGCGGGAAGAGGCAAAAACCCAGGUCCUACUCUCCCAUGAGAAAAAGGAGGAGAGAUUCACCCAGUCACCUGGAAGCCAGGAGGAUAACCAGUGCCAGGAAGAGACCCAUCCCCUACUUCCGUCCCAGUCCUUCGUCCAGCAGUCGCUCUACCAGCGUAUCCUCUUGGAGCAGCCUCUUCACAAGGAGUCGCAGCCUCAGCCCCAGCCCUGGCCUCUGCCUCAGCCGAUCCAGGAGUAGAAGCCGACGAAGAAGUAGGAGUUACUCCUCCUACAGGAGCUACAGUCGCAGCUCGUCUUGGAACUCCAUCUUUGGGAGUCAAAGCCGGAGUCGGAGCUAUGACUCGUUGGAUGGUUACAGCAAGAACAAGAACCGGCGCUGAGUUAUAAAACAGACUGAGGAAGAGGAGACUGACUUAUCAACAGACUGAGGAAGAGGAGACUGACUUAUGAACAGACUGAGUUAGCAACAGACUAAGUUAUCAACAGACUGAGGAGGAGACUGCACUAUGAUUCCCCAAGUCAACAGGAGAACAGCGAAAGUAUGGGGACAUGUUUUCCUCUCUUUGCAUCAUUCCUUGUUAGAUCUCUGAGCCAGAACCUUCAAGCAAUUGUUUUUACCAUACAUUGAAUUGCUUGGCAGAUGAAUUACCAUUUGAAUUGUAGCAGUGCUGUUCACAUUACCCAGACAGAAACCACUGGAAAUAGAUAGAUUGAAUUUGUCUUUCGUUCAUUUUUGUCCAUCCCCAGUGGAUUUGUAAUGUCCAGAGACAAUUUGGUCCAUCCCCAGUGGAUUUGUAAUGUCCAGAGACAGUUUGGUCUAUUCCCAGUGGAUUUGUAAUGUCCAGAGACAGUUUGGUCUAUUCCCAGUGGAUUUGUAAUGUCCAGAGAGUUUUGAGUUUUGUCUUGUGACACUCUUCCUCUGACGUCCAUGAGUGAAAUGAAGGAUGAAGGAGCACCGUUCAUUUUUACCCUCUGAUAAACUCUUCAUUUCAUAACAACUCUUAGGUUUAAUUUAUGAUCUGGGAUGUGCACUAGAAAGGUCUUUUGGGACAAUUUCAGUAGGUUUGUGAAUGUGUGUAUUUUCAAACGGCGUGUUUUUCAGAAAGAGUAGGAAAAGGUGUGUUGCUUCUCUGAUCCCAGCUCUUCAGAAGGUAGAACACAAACAUUCCUCCUCUGAGAAAUGGAGGAGGAGGUAGGAGGAGGUAGGGGGAGGUAGAGGUAGGAGGAGGAGGAGGUAGGAGGAGGUGGUCCCGGUGGCAAACAAACUGCUUGUCAGCUCAAAUGCCAGUUUUAUUUAUCCUCUGAUCAAGUGUAAACCAUUUGAAAUGUCAUUCCUUGUAAAAUGAUGGUGAAUUAACAUAUCACUCUGCAGAAGGCCAAGACUGAGAAAUGGGUUUGUCAUGAUCCAGAAAUCCUGAAAAUGUCCAGGAAAGCAUUAUUUUCCCUAAGAACCCCAAACGACACUGAACAAUUUGGAUAUCUAAAUUGCAACACCUUGGGUAGGGGUUAAAUGACAAUUUAAACACUGAUUAACAUGUAGGUUGUCAUAUUUUUUUCCUUCAUCUUGGUGGUUAUCUAUUCAUGUAUUUAUUUAUGGUUGAUCUUUAUGUGUUCUAUGUGUUCUAUGUGUUCUAUGAGUUAUAUGAGUUCAAUAACUUCUAUGGGUUCCAUGGGUUCUAUGUGUUCUAUGAGUUCUAUGUGUUCUAUGAGUUCUAUUCCUUUGACUAAAAGGACUAAAUAAGAGACAGUGUUGAAAUGUUUUACUUUUCUUUUUGACAGAGAGGAAAUUCAACAUUGGAUGAAUCUACUAUUUUAACGGUCUGAAAUAGCACUGUAACAUAAUUUGCUUGAAUUGAAUGAGUUUGGUAUUUCAGAACCUCAUCGGUCUUGUUUUGUUGUCUGUCCGAAGGACAAUAUAAAAAAAAUGUUUGUGUCAUGCAUACUUGUAACGUGUUUACAAUCAUAUUUCUGCAUUUGUGUCACCUCUCAGUAAUGGUAUCUGUUUGUUUCUAUGCAACACCAUUAUGCCACUGGGGUUCUACUAUGUCUAUGAUGUAAUGUUAGGGUCUGAAUGAAGAAAGUUCCAGUUUAAACUCUACAAUGGACAGUCUGAAUGCCAGUCUGUUUGUGCUUUCACGCCAACUCAAUGUCACCCAUUGAAAGUAAUGGAGUUGGCAAGAGACCAAACAGAUCUGGGAUCAGGCUACAAUAAACAAUGUAAUGGCAUAUAGAUUCAGACAAUACUACUUCACUUUUUUUGAAAUGUUACUUUCAACUAUUCCCCUCUUCUCUUUUGAGGGGAAUGCUAUUUUCUUCAGAGGAUGUCCUAUAAAAAGCCACAACCGAGACUACAGAGAAAAAAAAAGAGGAAACUAAAAGCUUGUGUGUCAGAGAAGACAACCCCAACCGUGACGUUUAGCCUCAAUGAAUAGUCUGCUGCAUUUGUUAAACAAUGUAUUAAGUGGGCUCGUAGUGCACUGUUUGAAUAACAUUAGUAUCUAGAACCGCUGCUCCUGCCCGUACUGUAUAUCAUUGAAAUGGUUUUAUUUCUGCAUUAUGUCUAAUCUGUCACCUUGUAUAUCUUUGUUCAGUAUGUGCGCCAGGCAAGAGGGUCUGUUCUCUAUGCAUUGUACUGUAUAAUCAUCUGAGGUCCUUUAUCUGAAUGCUCAACGACUUGUCCAAAAGUAUAGAGAUAUUGGGAGGAAGAUGACAAGUAUUUUACAUAGUAAUUAUGCUUUUGAGGUGAACCACUCUCCCUCGUGGCCCUAAUAUACCAUUCCAUGAGGUAAAGUGUAAACUGUGAAAUGUAUAUGAAUAUGUAAUUACUGUGGUGUAAAUAUGCAUCGGCACUGUAUACAUUUAUUACAUGAGGGAUGAGAAGUAUAAUUAAUUUAGAAUUUGUGGAAUAGUCAAUCAAAUGAUCAAUGCAUCUACACAUGUAUUGGUAUGGUAAACUUUCUCACAUGUACUGUGUGUAGAUACAUUGCCUCACUGUUGUCAACUCAGCUGUAAGCUCUUUGAUUUUCCAUCACAUUAUAUGAUGUGUUUCUAUAAUGGCCAUUGAACUAGUUCUGAAAGAGAAAUCAUAGAGUAUCAAGGCACAAGGCGAGACCCAGAUGCAGACACAGGAGGAAGAUGGUUGGAGUCUUACAAUGUUUAUUCAUCCAAAAGGAGUAGGCAAGAGAAUGGUCGUGGACAGGCAAAAAGGUUCAAAACCAGAUUAGAGUCCAAGAGGUACAGAGUGGCAGACAGGCUCGUGGUCAAGGCAGACAGAAUGGUCAGGCAGGCGGGUACAGAGUCCAGAAACAGGCAAGGGUCAAAACCGUGAAGACUAGAAAAAGGAGAAUAGCAAAAGGUAGGAGAACGUGGAAAAACGCUGGUUGACUUGGAACAUUCAAGACGAACUGGUACAGAGAGACAGGAUUCACAGGGAUAAAUACGCUGGGGAAAAUAAGCGACACCUGGAGGGGGUGGAGACAAUAACGAGGACAGGUGAAACAGAUCAGGGUGUGACAGCGAGCCAAGAAAACAUUUGGGAAACUGGGGGGGAAUUGAGAAAUAUUGGAAACUAUAUCAGUGGGUUAUAGAGGUUUUUGUGUUUGAACUCCAUCCCUGAUCAUGUUGAAAACAAAAAGUUAAAUAACAAGGCGCAUGAUAAGACUGAUGCUCCAGUGUGUUAAAUUAUUCAGUCUCUCAUUUUCUCUGUGAACAAGCAAUAAUGUGGAGAUGGAGAGCUAGGAUGCAUUUUCCCACUGGCACCCAGCAGGGUGUCAGUGUGAGCUUGACUUGUUGUAAUGCUUCAGCUGAAAUCGGAUUGCCCUCCCCUUGAACCCUUAAAAUAAACCCUUAUCCCUCUUCCCAUA
Oncorhynchus mykiss (rainbow trout) is the source of this 6093-nucleotide messenger RNA. RefSeq names its product serine/arginine repetitive matrix protein 4. The record is from RefSeq and is a predicted model, not a curated record. Gene Ontology annotation, biological process: regulation of RNA splicing; mRNA processing; neuron maturation. Lineage: Eukaryota; Metazoa; Chordata; Actinopteri; Salmoniformes; Salmonidae. Gene Ontology annotation, molecular function: mRNA binding. Gene Ontology annotation, cellular component: nucleus.